Cylicocyclus nassatus is the source of this 333-nucleotide messenger RNA. The record is from the annotation of a GenBank genome assembly. Lineage: Eukaryota; Metazoa; Nematoda; Chromadorea; Rhabditida; Strongylidae.
AUGGCGACCAGUAUCAACGCAGAUACGUUGACCUUUGACGACGCUUCGCGAAUAAGUACAAAGACUUGUGCCACUUUGGCUUUACAUUCGUCACAACCCUUUCUCAUGAAAGAGGAUUUCCUCUUGAGCUCCUCGACGAACAGGUUUCAUCAAGUCUUGAUAAUCUUUAUCGUACGGUUCUCCUACAAUGGCAGGAUCGAAGAGCGUAUGCCACUAAUGGCAAUCCGUUUACCACCAGAUUUCAAACAAUAUCAUCCGAGAGAGUAUGCGAAUUUUUUGAAAAACAAAUGGAAGCUGACGAGUACCUCCAUCACGAAAUCACGGUUCUCAUAG